AUGCCUCUCUCUCUUGUAUCGAAGGCCAUCUGCGGCGGGAAGACAGCGGCAGCGGUGGCGGCGGCGGCGCUGGAUGAUGGACAGCCCUUUAUCUCGGCGUGGAGCAGCCCCGCUUGGCCAGAAGGAGGUGGGGAUCUCUUAGUCACCUCCUCUCCGCCCCCGGGAAUCGAGACACGGGCGCGCCUUAAGCAGAGCACACACGAGUCGACAGUCGUAGUGAGCAGAGCGCCAAACGAGCCCAAGCCCUGGCAACCCUCCCACAAUGCCUACGGGGAGAUGCAGCCGCCUACCACGCCUGCCGGAAGCAAUAUCACGCCCUCACGCAAAGUUAAUCCCGAGGGGUUACGUGGCUCCUACCCUGCCACCUCCUCCCCUCCCAUCACCCCUCUCAAAGCUCCCCCACCUCCCCACUCCCUGCCCCUUCCCGCCGCACACCAGCCGGAGCGUGUAAUCCUAUUGGGCUCCCCCACACUCCCUCUGCCUCUCCCACUGUCACCCUCGCCACCCAGUCGCUCCGAGCCCCUUCCGUCCCAACAGCCGCCGCAAAACUUCCAUCUGUUCUUUCCCUGGCAGGCGAGGGUGUUCACGGGGCUCAGUUGA
Molecule: messenger RNA, 600 nt
Organism: Portunus trituberculatus (swimming crab)
Lineage: Eukaryota; Metazoa; Arthropoda; Malacostraca; Decapoda; Portunidae
Product: proline-rich receptor-like protein kinase PERK10
Exons: 4
Coding region: 1-600 (199 amino acids)
Source: RefSeq, a predicted model, not a curated record